CAACACAUGCUUAAACCUUCUUGAAUGACAUCCAUCCCAAAUUGCAAGAGUUCAAUAACCCACUCUGGAUUUCCUCAUCUGUUCAUCAUUUCUACAGAAUUUUCUCUCCCUGAAGUGGUUGGUUCAUAUAUCAACGACAAGUUUAAAGAACUGUGUUUAAGUGCAAAAUUUGUUUAAGCACAUGAAGAAUCACUCUUAAAUAUGUUCAAACUCAAAGUAGUUCAUCUUAGCCUGCAAAUUUUCUGCAAAUCGUGAAGAAAUUUGGCGAGAAAACAACCUGGAAACAAGAACAACAUCAGAAAAGAAGAACACAUAUUAGAAACGAAGAGAUCCGUUGGUUUUUUUAGGGUAAUGGAUAUUCAUCCAUGGAUUGAGUAUCUUGAAGCAAGAAAACGGUACCGGGUUCAUAAAUUCCAGCCCUCGUGGGUUCGACCGUACCAUUGGUUCGCUGAAAAUUCUUUUGGAAAAGUAAAGAAAUCAGUUACUUGUUGUAAUCAAGAUAUGAAUUUAAGGGCGUAAAGGAUUCUCCAUCUUGGUGGACUCGAAUGUUGAUCUUUAAAGCUACGGACUACUUAGGGUUUUCGAUUUUCCUGAUUUUUUCCAUUCCUUGGGCGAUCUUCCUUCCUUCACUCGGUUGAAUUCCGAGGCCUCUUGUCGCAUUCGGAAGAAAACUGGUUUUUCUGUAAUCAGUUCUUCUUUUCUUUCACAACGACUAAGUUUUCUCUGGUUUUCAAUUGAAUUCUGAGCAGAUUCUGUGUUCAUAUUUGUGAAGUUCUUAUAGCUAAUCCAGAGCUAGCAGUUCUUCAUAUCUAUCGAAGUUCAUUUACUUUCAGUCAACUCUUUGGGAGUUUAAAUUAUGAGUUGAUGCUGGAGGCAAGGAUUUUAAAGUCUCCUGUGAAAAGCUGGAGAGAGUACAUUACUAGAGAGGGUUCAUUGCUCUUAUAUAACUCCAAUGGUGUUUCAUUCUCAAGUUCCUUCAAGAUAUACUUGUAGGCUUCUUGCAAUCCCCUGUGGGAGUGUUCCUGAAGAUAGAUUUCAGAAGGAUAAUCCAGAGGAUGAGCAGAGAUAUCCCUUUCCACAAUUAAAUUCUUCUGGGCGUUUGGAGGUCCAGGUUUUGCCCAAUCCUAGUAAAGAUGAGUUUUGUAGGACUAUUGAAUCGUAUAGACCGAACAUUGUUUACUUACAAGGGGAACGACUCGAGAAUGAUGAAGUUGGUUCUUUAGUAUGGGAAGGUGUUGAUUUGUUCACCGUAGAAGCGAUUAGUGGGCUCUUUAGUUCUCCGUUGCCCACCACUGUAUAUUUGGAAAUAGCCAAUGGAGAUGAAGUAGCUGAUGCACUUCAUUCCAAGGGUAUUCCUUAUGUCAUAUACUGGAGAAGCACAUUUUCUUGUUAUGCAGCAUGCCAUUUCCGUAAUGCAUUUCUUUCGGUUCUUCAGAGUUCAUCUGCUCAUACAUGGGACGCAUUUCAACUUGCACAUGCUUCAUUUAGGAUGUAUUGCUUGGGAAACAGCCUUGUUCUUCAUAACAGUAGUCAUAAUGACGUUAGUGAAGAUCUAGGACCACAUCUUCUAGGAGAACGUUUGAGAAUAAACGUUGAACCCCUUGAGAAAGAGGCAGCUGAUGAUGAAGAAAGUUCAUCGGAAGUUCCUUCUGUUAGCAUACUUGAUCAUGAUGUUGAAAUGAGAUUUCUCAUAUGUGGUGAACCAAGGUCAUUGGAUGCUUACGUAUUAGGAGCUCUGGAGGAUGGUCUUAACGCUCUCUUGGACAUUGAAAUUCGGGGGAGCAAACUUCACGGCAAGUUCAGUGCCCCUCCUCCACCUCUCCAGGCAGGAAUGCACUCUAAUGGUGUUGUGACCAUGCGCUGUGACAUAUCAACAUGCAGUUUUGCCCACAUCUCACUAUUGGUGUCGGGUAGUGCACAAGCUUGUUUUGAUGAUCAGCUAUUUGAAAAUUAUAUAAAGAAUGAGAUUAUAGACAGAAGCGAACCAGUACAGACACUAAUAGAUGGUGAUGGAAGCAAACACUCGCGUGAGCCACGGAAAUCUGCUUCAGUUGCUUGUGGGGCAACAGUUUUCGAAGUUAGCAUGAAGGUCCCUUCGUGGGCAUCUCAGAUUUUGAGGCAGUUAGCCCCUGAUGUUUCUUACCGAAGUUUAGUGGUACUUGGCAUUGCCGGCAUUCAGGGUUUGUCUGUAGCUUCUUUUGAGAAGGACGAUGCUGAACGCCUCCUUUUCUUCGGUUCAAGGAAGCAAAGAGAUUUAUUUCUAAACAAUUUAACCGAUAGCACACCUCCAAGCUGGUUGAAACCACCUGCACCUAGAAAGAGAUUAAGAAAUGUGAAAGACAUAAGCCUUGGUUCUCAUGAUGUUAUUCAACAUCUUAAGGUUUCGUCUGGUAGCAGAAUAGACGGCGAGAACAUGGAAAUAGGAUCGAGGAAUGGUUUCAGCACUCCCAUGUUUCCACUCCCGAGAAGGAGAGGAAUGAAAAUUGCCGCAAUGAGGCCCAUUCCUCACGUUAAUCGCCAUAAAAUGAUAUCUUUUCGUGGAAUAGCUGAGACAGGUGGGCACAAUGGAGGCCUGUUUAAAGCUAGUGUUUCUUCUAGUAAUUCAGCGAAGCAUGUUACUGUAGGUUCAGCUUCAGUUUUGCAACAAAAAAUGUUCUCAAGUGCAUCUCAAUAUAAACAAAUUAUUCCCAUGAAUCCACUACCCUUGAAGAAGCAUGGUUGUGGCAGAAGCCCUAUACAGGCUUGCUUUGAGGAGGAAUUUUUGAAGGAUUUGCUGCAGUUUCUUGCUCUUCGAGGUCAUAAUCGACUUAUUCCUCCUGGUGGGCUUGCUGAGUUUCCAGAUGCAAUACUCAAUGGAAAGCGUCUCGACCUUUACAACCUGUACAAGGAGGUGGUUUCAAGAGGUGGCUUUCGUGUUGGAAAUGGUAUUAACUGGAAAGGACAGAUCUUCUCAAAGAUGCGCAAUUACACCAUGACCAAUAGAAUGACUGGUGUUGGAAACACGCUUAAAAGACAUUAUGAAACUUAUCUUCUCGAGUAUGAAUUGGCGCAUGAAGAUGUAGAUGGUGAAUGUUGCCUGUUGUGUCACAGUAGUGCAGCGGGGGACUGGGUGAACUGUGGCAUUUGUGGCGAGUGGGCUCACUUUGGUUGCGACCGAAGGCAGGGUCUCGGCGCAUUUAAGGAUUAUGCAAAAACUGAUGGAUUAGAAUACAUAUGUCCACACUGUAGUGUUGCUAAUUACAAGAAGAAGAAAGUUGGUAAUGGGUUGUCUCCAGGCUUAUCCUCAAGACCAAUAUGA
Molecule: messenger RNA, 3298 nt
Organism: Cucurbita pepo subsp. pepo (vegetable marrow)
Lineage: Eukaryota; Viridiplantae; Streptophyta; Magnoliopsida; Cucurbitales; Cucurbitaceae
Product: AT-rich interactive domain-containing protein 4
Molecular function (GO): DNA binding
Source: RefSeq, a predicted model, not a curated record